GCUCAGUUAUAAAUUUAGAGUUUGCCGUUCGAGUCAGUCUACGAGCGACAACGUUUAAGAAAGGUCGCGCUGUUUCGCAUCCCCGCAAACAAUAUUUGCCGCUUAUUGCUUAUUAAUGUAAAUCCGGGUGAAUUAUAUAUACUACCGCAUAUAAAAAAUAUUAUAUCGUGCAAAAAUAUAUAAUCCCACUCUCUUACCGCGUUAAUACAAGAACAACCAAAAGUCGGUAAACAUUAAGAGCCGGGAAGCAAAUCGCCGAACCGCGGAACAAAUUAAAAACGAGGAGUCGUCGGGAAAAGCGCCAAGUGUCCAUCCGGAAGAGUCCGUCAAGAGUGUCCGGGAAGAACUGUGUGUGCGUGCGACCUCCUCAGUAAAAAAAAACUAUCCUCCGCGGAAACAAAUUAGACAAAAAAAAGAUUUUCGCCGAAAUUACCCCCCCGGAAAAAAAGAAGCGCGUAGCUGCCGCUUAGUCGAACAAACGUCAAACUUCGGUUGUGCUCCGCCCGACUAAUCCCCAAAAUCGCUUUUCCUUUUUGUCGUUCCGUUCUUCGUGCCGCUGGACCGACGACAGCUUUGACGCUCGCGCGAGAACAAUAGCCGCUUAUCGCGAAAUCCAAGUGUGCCGUGCCGAAGGUCGCCGCGCGUUGUGCAUCGCUAGCGAAACUCGCCGGAGAAAGUUCGAAGGUGACCAGGCGGUGGAUUCUCUCCAAUCAGCGUUUCGAAGGUGAUAUCGCUUAAAAAGGGAAAGAGGAAGAAAUCGAAGAAGAAGAAUAAGUGAGUGGUUCGAAAAUCAAGAGGCACGAAGUGAGUGAGGAAAAAUUCUCAUGAAAAUUCAUCAUCACUAAAAAAAAGUAACGAAAGUUUAUUUCACCUCGAUAGCGCGUCGUAAAUUUUUUGGAGAAAGGCAAACCGAAGAGGCACCGAGCCGAAAGAAUCAGUGUGUGAAAAAUUAUUCCAAUCAAUUUUCCGAGCAAAUCGUAAAUAUUUUAAAGAGGGCCCCCUUCAGCUCCCCACAGCUGUCGGUAGAAAGUGUGACGAAGGAGGAGCUCCGUUGUGCAGCGUACGAAGCAAAAUCAAAGAAGUCAGAGAGUGUGUUACACCAGCGGUACAUCUGAAGGCGAAGGAGAGGAAGAAAUUAUCGUCAUCGUCGAAGAGAAAAAAAAAAGCAACGCGCUUUUGCAGCUUGACAACAGACACCGCGGAACCCCCGGCUUAGAAUCAAACACAGUGUGCCCCCGCCCUCUUUCCUCGCGCCAACAGCUUUUUAGUCCGCCAGCUUUCUGCCGCCAACGCCGCCGCCACCACCCCUUUGCUUGAGCUUUUCGCAGCGCCAUCUUCAGCAGCAUCCACCAACUAGAACGGCAAACAAAAAAGAAGAAGAAAGCCAACAGCUCAUUACAUCCAAACAGAAGAGAAGUGAAAAAAACGGAAGAAACCACUGUCUUCACACUUGCACAUCCUGAAAGAGGAGAGAAAAAAAGUUGGGCUAAAAGAAAGUAAUUAGAAGUUACCAAAUACUUGCCGGAAGAAGAAGAAGAAGACUCUUCCCCCUCCCUAGGACAAUCAAAGCUAACGUCCGUUCAGCGAAGCAAAUUAUCCCUCUUCUCCCCGUUAACGACAGAGAGUGAGAAGCAGUCAGUCAGACCGGAAAUCGAUAGAGAGAAGAAAACCAAUAAACGUCCGUUCCUGAGUAACUACACACACACAAGCACACAUAAGUACGAAGGAAUUAAUUUUUUAAUCGUAGCAUCAAACUCACUCAAACCAAGAGAUAGAGAGAAGGAAGAAGCAAGUCUAGUCUUCGUUUUAAUUGCCAUAGGAAUAUAGAAGAGUGUGUGUGUGUGACAUCGCCGACAUCGACUUAUCUUGUGAUACCGCAGAGCGCGCAGCGCGCCCAUCAAAAGGCGCCUAGGAAGAAGAAUUGUUCGUAGUGUUAGUGACAGCGUCGUCGCCCAGCUUGAGUGAGACCGUUGCGUUCCUCAAAUUUUCUGUGUGAAGGCCUAACCGGAGUCGCCUUUAAACCCCAAACACACAACACCCACAACACAAACACACACCCGCCUCCCCCCCUCCCAAAGUAGAGAGUAACACUUGUAUGGCCGCCAUGAUGAACAUGACCAACCUGUUGAACGGCAAGGACUCCCGCUGGCUGCAGCUGGAGGUGUGCCGCGAGUUCCAGCGCAACAAGUGCUCCCGGCCGGACACCGAGUGCAAGUUCGCCCACCCGCCGGCCAACGUGGAGGUGCAGAAUGGACGCGUGACCGCGUGCUACGACAGUAUUAAGGGUCGCUGCAAUCGUGAGAAGCCCCCGUGCAAAUACUUCCACCCGCCCCAACAUCUCAAGGACCAGCUGCUGAUCAACGGCCGGAACCAUCUCGCCCUCAAGAACGCCAUCAUGCAGCAGAUGGGCAUCUCGCCCGGCCAACCGGUCCUGCCCGGCCAAGUUCCCGCAGUGAACGGAGCGACCACCGCGGUGCCGGCCACGGCCAUCGGAAUCCCGCCGGCCACGGCCGCCGCCCUAGGGUUCACGAUCGCCUGGGGAACCGCCGGGGCCGCCACCCACCAUCACCAUCCACCACCGCCGUACACGACGUACGUCGUGAGUCACGGUGGCCACGGAACUCCCGGAACCGGCGGUGGCGGCGGCGGCGCUGGCCAGAUUAUGAACGGCCACUGCAGUCCGAUCACGGCCGGAAGUCCGACGACCAGCUCCUGCCAGAGUCAGUCCAAUCAGUCGUGCAACAGCCAGAACACCUGCCAUACGUCCACCACUACCAACACAAACCAUAACAAUAACAACAACAACCACAUCAGCGUUAAUAACAACAGCCCCGGAAGCACCUGCAAAGCAACCAACCCGUACCUGGCCAGCAUGCCAGCCAGCACGUACAGCCCGUACUUCCCGCCGGGGCACCUGAUGCCGACGCUGCUCGGGCCCGCCGAUCCGUCCCAGCUGGGCCCCGUCGUCCAGCAGGCCGUCGUGCCCCAGGCCCAGCAGAAGAUUCCCCGCUCGGACAGGCUCGAGGUAUGUCGCGAAUUCAUGCGCGGUGCCUGCAAGCGAGCUGAGUCGGAAUGCCGGUUUGCUCAUCCGCAGGAGAGCGUCACAACACACGAAGACGGUUCCGUCACGGUGUGCAUGGAUGCCGUGAAGGGUAGAUGCGCUCGUGAACCUUGUCGCUACUUCCAUCCUCCCUUGCACCUGCAGGCUCAAAUAAAAGCAGCGCAGUCACGCGCAACCGCGACUGCACCAGUAUCCGUGGCCGCUGUCGCCGCUGCCGCUGCCGCCGCCGCCCUACCACCACCGCUGCCGCCAUCCGCCGCCGCCGCCGCCGCAGCCGCCUCAGCCGCGGCUCACUCGCCUCUCGAGGCCGGCAAAAAGCGUUCGGCCGAAAACGAUAUGAUACAAAUGAUGGACAUGAAAACGAUGGGAUCUUUUUACUAUGAAAACUUUGCAUUCCCCGGCAUGGUCCCGUACAAGCGAACCGCAGCGGACAAGUCUGGCAUUCCGGUUUACCAGCCCGGUGCCACCACGUACCAGCAGCUGAUGCAGCUCCAGCAACCGUUCGUGCCAGUGUCAUCGUCAUCAACAAUCCCCAUGAAUGCCCCCUACGUAAUCUACACCGACACCAAUGGACAGUUACUGGACACCCUCCCGGUGUGCCAAGAUUUUAAUAGAUCGAUGUGCACGCGUCCGACCUGUAGAUUCGUACAUCUAAUGGAGUGUGAUAAAGUAGAAGUAUGUGAUCAGCGCGUGGCGGUCUGCCGUGACCACGCAAAGGGUAUGUGCAAGCGCAAGCAAUGUAAAUAUUACCACAUACCGAUAGUACUGCCACCAGCGAACGUGAUGGCCGCCACAGCAAAACUAGCAGAAUAGUGAAGAACCAUGUGAAAACUCCGUGAAAUUUUCGAGGCAAAACACACCCACAUCAACAGCAGUGACCAACAUCCAGCAGCAGCAGCAGCAAAAAACCAACCCCAAUUUGAGUUAAUUUUAAAAUAAAAACAAAAACACACAAUCAUGGAUAAAACAAACAGCAGAACAAGAGCAGUGAAAGCGAGAACAAUAAAAACAAUUGAAUGUCCCAAAAGUCACAACUAACCCUAACCCUAAACUCUCGAAUAGAUCGAAAUUUGCAAGUUUUUGUAUGAAUUCUGUGUACAGAUUGACUCUGCGAUAUGUUUCCUACUUUUUAUUGUACGCGUGUUACACGACUUUUUUUAUACAUAUGAUAAACUUACUAUUGACUCAAGGUUACGUUUGAUUUGUUUAGUUUUUUGUUUACUUAUUGUGGGAUUAUGAAGAAAAAUCUGUAUUAUUUUUGUGUAUUUUGUAUAUUUUCAUAUGUAGAGAAUACGUUAUAUAUUGGAGCAUUUCUCAUUAUUUACUGAACACCAUAAGAUAACUGAACAAUAGAUCUAACUAACUGUAUUUAGAGUAUUUAAUUUAGAAAACGAAAAAGAGAUCUGAAAUUCGAAAAAGCGUCAAAUAUAUAUUAUCAUAAGUUCCAAUUUAACACCACAAAAUUUCUGAACUAUACAUUUUUUCUACGGGAAAGAAUAGAGCAUUAACGAAACUUGGUAUUAAAUUUUGUAAGACAACACUGAAUUCCGUAUUGAUGCGCGACCUAUACAAAUUUACUAAUAUCCUCACAAUACACAAACACAUAAACUCACAAAAUGUUUUGAUUUAAUCUUUCUACCAGCAAAUACAAACACCACAGCAGUUGGGGUGAAACGGGACACGAAAUCAAUAUACAAAAAAUACCAUCCUCCAACAGGAAAUAUGAAACAUCUUAGCAAAAGAGUUGACUAAUUUACCAAAACCUGCAAAAGUAUCUACAACUUGUACUAACAUUCAUAUACACCAUCACACAAAAACACUACACGUUAAACUGACACUACACGUUUCUUCUGUCACAAUUUACAUCCCUGAGUCACAUACCCACGUUCACAGCUACUCACACCAAGAUGGCACCCACACACUUACACUCACACAAGUUGCGGUGAAAACACACUCUUGCGGAAAGGUUAUGAAAAAAGAGAAGAGGAAGAAAAACAAACUAAAAAAAUAAACUCAACUAAUAAAAUGAUAAAUCACGUCCUAUUGGAGCAACGAUAAUGUAUAGUUUAUACGUUCAUAUUAAAUAUCAUGAAAAAAAAAACAAAAGUGGUUGAAGAAUAGCAAAACUCGACGAAAGAAGCAGAAGGACGAAAAAUGAUGAUACCUCUCUAUUUGUAUCUUUAGAUUUUGUGUACUAUUAAUUAUGUUGUUUUUAAGAGAUUUAUUUGUUUAUAUUUUUGUUCCUUACAACUGUAUCUGUAUGGUUUUCACGAUGUUAGAUUUAUUUUGUUCUCCUCCAAGUGAGUGAAACCACAAUACACACACACGUACACACUCAAGAAAAACACACACUAAAUCAAAAGUAUUCCUAUUACUAUCUGUAAAAUGUAAGUACUAAAUCAAACCCCCCUAAUAAAGUGAAUAAGUUUCGAAGAGUGACUCUCGAAAGAAAAAAACACUUGCAAAACUUUUGAAGUUACUGUAAAUUGUAUUACUAUUAUUAUAAUUAUUAUUCCCAAAAGAAACCCACACACUCUCCCCGUUACUUUCCAUUUGGGCCUCGAAUUGUUAGAUUGGUUCCGUUCGUUUUGUGUACAUUUUCUUAAAAAACUAUAGUUGAAAUCCGACGUGGGAACUUCGAACGUAAAGUUACCUAACCUAGAACGAAGAGUGGAUCUAUCGAGCAAAGGUAAGAAUCACUGGCGAUUUCAGGGUUCAGCGUUGGCAAACAUUUUAAAUGUUUUUUCGAACGCCGUGAACGCAACGUGAAUAUAAUUAGAGGGAAAAUAAAGCUAAAAGAACGAAUCGUUUCAAAACAAAACAAAAACAAAACUAAAAUUAAGGCAAACAUAUGAUAAACAAAAAAAAUCAGCAAAAAAAUGGUUGAAGAAAGAACGAAAUCUGGCAACACUGGGCAAACAACUGGAAAGAUCAUGGCUUGCUUGCGCGCUGCGGGAACGGAUCCCAUCAAAACAAUAACAGUUGGCUCUCGUUGGUUUGACAGCCAUGUCAAACGAGCGAGGUCGUACUGUACACACAAAUGCAUCAGUCACAUCAGUCACGACUACUUUGAUUUUGCGAUUUUGUUUUCGAACCCUUUUUGUGUGAGUAUUUUUGACAGGAAAUCUUUGCCUGUCAAAAAUCUAACCUUGCUUAACAGGAUGAACCAAAUGCUUCCGAAUGAAGUUGACAGGUUGGGAUUGGUGGAACAAAGUGUUUGAAACAUUGUUUGGUUCAAUGUUAAAUUAGUUUUAUUGUUUACAACUGUCAAACAAACAGUCGAACCCUGCUAGUUUGACACUCAAAUAAAUUACAAUGCAUUUGUUUUGAAUUUGUGCGCAAACGACGCUCUGAAAUUUUGCUUUAUAAUUCUUCUACAUUGUCUAACCAAACUUAAUAUUGUUUAUGGUAAAUUUUCAAGAAAAUGUUACAAAACAGUAAAUGUAUAUUUUGCGAUAUUUUCUUGCUGCAAACACUUCACCCAAAACCCCACCACAACCUGUCAACUGGCAACCCUGCGCUGCGGUCCAGCAAAUUUUGUGUACUAAAAAAUUAUCUCCGCUUUUCGCUUUUGCAAAAAAAUAUCCCGAAAAAUCUAAGCGUGAAACCAAAACCGUACCUCAAGGAUAAAGGGAAUAUAUUUUUAGAAAAAGAAAAAAACAUAGAAAAUAAAAUGGAGAGAGUGACAAAAUAAACUGCAAAGUACCACACACACACAAACUCACAAUCUUAAAAGGUGAACCAAAUAUGAUUUGUCAAGACUGAGCUGAAAAUACACGAGGCCGCAAACUGGACACGAUUUUAUGAAAAUCUUCCUUUUUGCACCAAACUUGAUUUUUUCUCGAAAAAAAACAAACGCUAGGAAAGUGAACUUGCAGCAAAAACCAGUGAUUUUGAUAGUGAGAGAAGUGAACGCAAUCAUGUUCGCAUACUUCAAAAAGAUGAAAAAAAAAAGUUUGAAUCACAUAUCUUCUAAAGAGAAAACAAAUGGGUAAAAUCAGAACUAUCCGCUAUCACAGAAUUUAUCGAAAAAACUACACAAAAUCAACAACAAGAAAUCCUUUACUCAAACUUCGUCCUGUCCCGAAAUGUCACGAAAUGUUUCCGUUGUUUCCGUUCCGUUUUUGAAAGGCCGUGACUGUCGUACCGAUUUUGUUUUUCCGAGGGCUUUGUGGGAAAAGUUUCGAAUCGUCGAACAAGUCAGCGAAAAAUCAACAAAAGUAAGGAAAGAAAGGUGGAAAGGUAAACCAGAAAUAACCACACAAGAGGAAAAAAUAUUUUUUAGAUAGCUAGGAGAUACAUUUAUAUAUUAUGAGUAAAUUAAUGAAAGUGGAAACCCGAUCGACGAGAAAAAAAACUUUGAGAAUACCACAAUGAAAUUGUAUUUUAAUAAGAAUCACUAAAGAGAAAAGAAACACAAAUUGCUGCGAAGAAAUCGAAUCGAACUGGCACGAAUCAGAACAGAAUGCAUCCGUUGAUUUUGAAUUACUCAGACAAAGUUAUGAUUUUUAUUUGGUGAUUUAUCAAACUCAUAUAGAAGAAUCACUUCAGUAGAUGAAUGAAUCAAAAGAGAACGGAAAAAUUGGUUACAGAAUGAACAGAAAAAAUGUUGCAAUAGAAAACCACUUGAAAUCAAUCUACUUUAUGCGAACAACUCUAUCAUGGACUUUUCGUUGUCAAACUUAGAAAAGUCACAGACAAACAGAUGACAAAAUUUUAUUCGAUUUUAUCGUUUAGAAAAUAACGGUCAUUUCAAAUCACAAAUGGUUCGUUUGUCUGUGAUGAAAUCACAUGUUUUUGUUUUCUUUCAACUUACUCGAAACAAUUCCACAGAAAGAAAUAACAUUAUUUUUGUUUCCACUGACGUUGUUAUCCCCUUAGUAUUGUUUACAAACUCUUUUUUAGUACUUCCAAACCAGAACUUUAUUUUGAAUGAUAUAACAGCAAAUACUGUGAUAUAUUAAGCAUAAAAAGUAAACGGAUAAUAAACACACUCGAAAAAUUAUUGGAAAAUUCCCCGGAAAACCACAUGAAAUUUUAGUACACACACUCAUAAACACACCUUAGUUCCUGUUAAUUGGUCUCGCAAAAAGAAAAAAAAACGAAUAAAACUCUCUCUCUCAAAAGGACUAAUUUUUCGACGGCAGCAGCACGUAACACGUUUAAUUUUUGUGUCUAGUCAACACCAAACCCACAUCAAAACAUCGCCAUUCUUCGCUUAUUGUUACUUGUGAUAUUGGUUUGUUUAGUUUCGUUUUUUUGUACUAAACAGUAUUUACGACCGUUGGUCGAAGCAGAAUACUCAGUUUUUUUCUGGACAGAAAGAAAUGUUAUUUUUGCCUAAUCUGUUGAUAAAAUGUUCCUUAUGUGGAGCAUUUUCAAAUAAGUUAGAAAUUUCAAACAUUUUUAGUACAAAAACAUGUAUGACUUUAUCAUGCUUUUGAACUGUUUUUCUGUGCAAAGAAAUAACUUUUAAUGCAAAUAUUUUUGUGAAAUUUCUAUCCUCAUUUUCAUCAAACAUUGAAAUUGUUGUUGCUUUGAAGUACAUUCUAGGUUGUGUGAAAACGGAAUUCUGAACGGAAAAAAUCUCAAAAAAUUAACAAAAUAUGUUCCUGAAAAAACUAAUGAAAAUUGAACACCGCAGAACCGUACCGAAAAUAGAGAAAAAUCGGACAGCCUAUUCUGGAUUCGAUAAAAAUGUGAAAAAUUAACAAAAAGACACACACACACAACAAAACAACAAUAAAUAUGUACAUUUUGUGAAGAAUUUUUGCUCCCCAAAAACACACAAAAUUCGUAAAACCACAGCAGCAGAAGCAAACCUUAAAACCCGCUCUUCGACGAGGAAAAACACCGCACACAACCUGCAAGUCCUUAGCAAAAAAAAAAACGAAGAACACAAAUAACUUACAUGAAAGAAAGAACUAAACAAUAAACAAAACCAUAGGUGGAUUAAUCCCUUUCUUACUCACAGCGAUGUGAAGCCUCUCCUACCCCCCAACACGAUUUUUGUGAAAUCCAAACUAGAGAACAACACAUAGCAAGAUUAUAUUAUUUGUAAAAAGUAUAUUAGCAUCGGGGGAAAAAAGGUGAAACAAAACAAAUAUUCUAAUUGAAGUAAUGAAAAGGAAAACAAAAAUAACUUAAUAUGAAUAAUCUGUAAGAUUUUUAGUAAUAUAAUAUUAUUAAAAACUUUACUCAAACAAAUACUUUAACAACAUUGUAUGAAUAAAUCAAUAUUAUCAUUAUUGAUAAUAAACCACAUAUGAAAAAACAAAAUCAACCACACAGACACAAACACACAGAAAGUAUUUCAGUUUACUUAUUCACUAGUGAAAAAAAAAAAACAAACAAAAACCUUCCCCCCUCGCAGGAGGACUCGGACGUGAGCGUAGUGAAAACCUUGAGCAGUAACCGAAUAGACGACCCGAACUCUCUCAAAGUGCAGUCCUCUAAGUAGUGAACAUUAACGAAAAAGUAAAAU
Molecule: messenger RNA, 9545 nt
Organism: Culex pipiens pallens (northern house mosquito)
Lineage: Eukaryota; Metazoa; Arthropoda; Insecta; Diptera; Culicidae
Gene: mbl
Product: protein muscleblind
Exons: 12
Coding region: 2096-3874 (592 amino acids)
Molecular function (GO): metal ion binding
Source: RefSeq, a predicted model, not a curated record